This is a messenger RNA of Oppiella nova, 881 nucleotides long. NCBI's taxonomy places the organism in Eukaryota, Metazoa, Arthropoda, Arachnida, Sarcoptiformes, Oppiidae. The record is from the annotation of a GenBank genome assembly.
GUCCAGUCAUUCAUGUAUUGUUGUGUUGAGCUGAAGAAGUGCUGAUUCACUGAAGUGUCACUCAAUUGAAUCCAUAAUUUCUUUGCAUUCAACUCACAUUUAGCCGAUUAAUUGAAGUGAAAAGAUGGCCCGGCGAUAUGACUCGCGAACCACUAUUUUCUCACCCGAAGGACGUCUGUAUCAAGUGGAGUACGCCAUGGAAGCGAUCGGACACGCGGGCACUUGUCUGGGGAUACUGUCCAACGAUGGCAUCGUUUUGGCGGCUGAGAAGAGGAACACAAACAAACUGUUGGAUGAGAUCUUCAACUCGGAAAAGAUCUACAAAUUACACGAGUAUUACGACACCAAUUGUUGGUUGUGUGACAUAAAGCAGGCCUACACUCAAUACGGAGGCAAACGGCCGUUCGGAGUGUCCAUCCUCUACAUGGGAUGGGAUAAGCACUACGGCUUCCAACUCUAUCAGUCGGAUCCGAGCGGUAAUUACGGCGGAUGGAAGGCCACGUGCAUCGGCAACAACAGCGCGGCCGCCAUUUCGGUACUCAAACAGGAGUACAAAGACGGAGAGACCAGUCUUAAGGACGCGUUGGCCCUAACCGUCAAAGUGUUGAGCAAAACACUGGACACCACUAAACUCACUGCAGAUAAAUUGGAGAUGUCGACCCUCACCCGAGACAACAACAAAACCAAAAUCCGAAUUCUGCCCCAGAAUGAGGUGACGGCUCUCAUCGAGGCCUUCGAGAAGGAGGAACAGGAGAAGGCAGAGGCCGCCAAACGCGAGAAGGAGAGGGAAAAGGCGGUCAAGAGUUAGACAAACGGAGACUUUAACUGAUUUUCUAUUUUAUUAAUUUUAUCGCUCAAUAAACACAUGAAAAUCCAAACAA